AUGCCACCCACUACAUCCACCACUCCUGCGACGUCCACUUCUCACCUUCCUCUGGACGGCCUCUCUCGCGUCCGACAUCUCUUCAAUCCAUGGGAGGAGCCUCACCCAGGCAGCCGGCUACCUCUGACAGAGAAUAGCCAUGAGUCUGAGAAGGUUGCGAACACUAACUCACGACACUUGAGUGGUGGAUACAAAGGUGGCAUGGCCGCAAAAGACGUCAACCCAUAUCAUCAUACUCGGCCAUGGCUAGUGCGGCGCCCAAUCCGUGUUCGAGCACGAAUGAACACCCCGGUCCCGCUUAAGAUCACCACCGAGAUCUCUGAAGAACAUGACGCGAAGUCAGUGCCGGUUCCAGCGGUGCGUAAUAUCGACAUCCAGUCUCCUGCAAUGGCUUCUCCCGCUCUACCUCCCCACGAAUCUGAAGCCGAGCUGGAAAAGACCGAUGUCAAGGUUACAGACGGUACAGCCGAUGCAGUCAUGCCGAGCGAGUUGCCUUUGCCUGCAUCCCCGCCGGUCGACUGCCAAUUUACCGACUUUUCUAAUCUCCUUGGGAUCAACGUACGGCCUCCAGCUGAGGAGACUGUCGCUGUAGCCAACGCUGAAUCUGGGUCAUAUUGUCACGCCGCGCCCGAAGAAGACAUUUACGGGUGGGAUGCUGAACUUGACCGACAAAGCAAACAGAGCAGCCCAGCACUACCAUAUCCAUGCGACCAGGAGUACCAGUACCGACGGACGAGCAUGACGAAGCGUAGCCUCCUGCAUCGUGUUUUCAGUAUGGGCCCUGCCCCAAAAGACGUCAGCAUUGAGGUGCGUCGGGCUAGUAGCACCUCUAGCUAA
Molecule: messenger RNA, 837 nt
Organism: Colletotrichum truncatum
Lineage: Eukaryota; Fungi; Ascomycota; Sordariomycetes; Glomerellales; Glomerellaceae
Source: RefSeq, a predicted model, not a curated record